GCGACCUUCUCUGAAAGAUGUCUGCGAGGAAAAGGGGGCGACCAAGGAAGAAGAAGGCCAAGGCAUCGGCGAAGGAGCAAACCACUCCACAGCAAAAUACGCAGGUCACAACCCCAACUACGGGAGAAUCUUCGGCAGGUAAUCUCUUACUUGGGCCGUCAAUGGUGUUAAAUCAAACCCUAGAUCNAGAUAAUGGGGCUGAUCAUGAAGCUCCUAGACGAACAUUUGCUGAGGUAGUAGGGCUCAAGGAAGACAAUAAGUUUGAGCUAAAGUAUGUACAAACAGAAGAAAUUGAUGGGAUACAAAUGGCAAGAAUGGUAGAAGAAGAUCUUAUGGACAUAGCAAAUUACUGGGAAGCCUCACUCAUCUGUUGUGUUCUAUGGGCUAAUCAACCACUCAAAGUUAUGGAUGGUUUCUUAAGAAGAAUCUGGAAGGAGUAUAAAAUUGAGGAAAUCUCAUUGUUAAGGGAAGGACAGUUCGUUGUGCAGUUUGGGAAAGAAGCAGAAAGGGAUGAAGUGUUGAAAAAGAAGUAUUACUUCAUGGACAAUAAGCCAAUGCUAGUCCAAAGAUGGAAGCCAGGAAGUACAAUUGGAAAACCAGUCAAGAGGGACAAGGCAACUGCAACGAUGUCUAAAAUGAGUUAUGCCAGAAUCCAACUUGAAGUGAGCAUUAAACAACAAUUUCCAGACAACAUUAAAUUCAUUGAUGUGGAAGGAAGAGUGGUAUCACAGAAGAUUGAUUAUGAAUGGUGUCCUAUCACCUGUGAGAAUUGCAAGAAGUUGGGUCAUUCUGAAGCAAUAUGUAGAACAAAAGAGACUGAACAUGCACAGGGCAAAAUGAACAUGAAUAGGGGGAAUCUAGUAGGACAGGAAGAGAUAAGGGAUUUCCAAGAACGUAUGGAUUGGUGUGGAUUAGGGGAAAUGCCCAUGGAGGGAGCUUAUUAUACCUGGUCGAAUAGGCAGGGACAGGGUAGUAGGAUUUACUCUAGAAUUGACAGAGCGCUUUGCAAUAUAGAUUGGAUGAAUAAGCAUUACACUAAGUUGAUUGUAAAGGAGGAGGGCAUAUCAGAUCAUUCUUCAUUAUUAGUUGUUCAAGGAUACAGCAGAAACAAUAAAAGCUUCAGGUACUGUGACAUGUGGGCCUUGGACCCAGCAUUUUCAGAGAUUGUCAAGAGGGUAUGGGAUAAAGAUAUAGCAGGAAGACCUAUGUUUAAAGCCUGCUGCAAACUGAAAGAGCUGAAGGGACAGUUAAAGGUCCUAAGUAUUAAAAACAAAGAAGGUCAGCAGGUUGAAAGAGAGGAAAAGGUUGCAGCUACCAUACUGGAAUUUUAUGAAACACUACUUGUUACAGAAAUGGACACAAGUAAUAUUAGUAAAGCUGCCAUGGAAUGUGGUGCCAAACUGGAUAUCAUACAACAACUCUCUCUAUUGAAAGAAGUCACUGAAGGGGAAGUAAAGAAGUGCCUAUUUGCAAUUCCUAAUAGCAAAAGCCCGGGGCCCGAUGGAUACAGUAGUGGUUUUUUUAAAAACCAAUGGAGGACAGUGGGGGAAUUAGUCACACAGGCAGUACUGGAAUUCUUCUCUAAUGGCAAAUUACUAAAGCAAAUCAAUACUACUGGUCUGACAUUGAUCCCCAAAGUUGAAGCACCUGCAGUAGCUAGUGACUAUAGACUUAUAGCCUGCUGCAAUGUGAUAUACAAAAUAAUAUUCAAGAUCUUGAGUAGCAGGCUAAAGGAGGUAUUGCCAAAUAUAGUUGGUCAGAAUCAAGGGGCAUUUGUUAAAGGGAGAGAUUUGGCCCAUAAUGUCUUACUAUGCCAUGAAAUGACAAGAGGGUACAAUAGGAAAGGGAUUUCACCUAGAUGCUUAAUCAAGUUGGAUAUUAUGAAAGCAUAUGACUCAGUCAGUUGGAAGGCUAUGCUCCAAAUCACGGGAUUCUUUGGUUUUCCUCACCAGUUUGUGACCUGGGUGGAGCAAUGCAUUACAACACCUUCCUUCACUAUACAAUUGAAUGGGGGAGUUCAUGGAUUCUUCCAAGGGAAUGAUGGAAUAUCUGAGCCGGUUACUGCAACACAUGGCCAAGGAAAGUGAAUUUAAAUAUCACCUGAUGUGCAAGUAGUUUAAUAUAAUCAACUUAUGUUUUGCAGAUGACCUUAUCAUUGUGUGCAAGGCUGAAGAGAAGUCCCUACAAUGUAUUAUGGAGGUGUUGCGAAUCUUUCAAGAAACAACAGGACUAAGU
Molecule: messenger RNA, 2235 nt
Organism: Cuscuta campestris
Lineage: Eukaryota; Viridiplantae; Streptophyta; Magnoliopsida; Solanales; Convolvulaceae
Source: the annotation of a GenBank genome assembly